AUGAUGUGGGUCACCAUCCAGGCCAAAGGUGCUGCUGAAGCCGACAAGAUCGUCGAGCUGCUCAAAAAGGUCGCCGCACGAGCCAACUCGGACGACGAGCCCGACUGCUACGCAUACCAGCCCGGUCGCAGCCGCGACGACCCCAACACCAUCAUCGUGUUUGAGGCGUACGACAACAAGGGUAGCGAUGUUGCCACCACCAAGCACCGCGCUGGUGAAGACUUCCAGGCUCUCAUGGGCCAGGCCAAGGAGCUCACCAGCAGCAUCGACAUGAAGUUCUUCGACUAUGUCUAA
Molecule: messenger RNA, 294 nt
Organism: Pseudozyma hubeiensis SY62
Lineage: Eukaryota; Fungi; Basidiomycota; Ustilaginomycetes; Ustilaginales; Ustilaginaceae
Product: sequence orphan
Exons: 2
Coding region: 1-294 (97 amino acids)
Source: RefSeq, a predicted model, not a curated record